UAUCAUAUGCCCCUUCAUGCACUAAACAAAAAAUUUGGUCUUUACAGGCAGAUUGUGGCCCAUCUCGAUGUUUCACCCCACACAAAUGCUCUUCACAAGCAUGAUACAUAUCUGUUGAUCAUGGACUACAUGAACAAUGUCCGAAUUGUAUCUAUGCAGGAUGCUUCAAGAUCCCCAGAUGCAUUGUAUGGCGACUUCAGGUCUCCAAUACUUGACUACUAUCUAUGGCUGAAUCACACAGUUGAUGGCUUUCAUGCUGGGUGUCGUCGAGCUUUGGAAGAAACCCAUGGUAUCACCUUC
Messenger RNA from Suillus discolor, 300 nucleotides. RefSeq lists its product as uncharacterized. The transcript has a single exon. The annotation marks the transcript as partial. The record is from RefSeq and is a predicted model, not a curated record. Lineage: Eukaryota; Fungi; Basidiomycota; Agaricomycetes; Boletales; Suillaceae.